AUGAUUCAGAAGCCCCAGUACAUGGCUGAUGCGUGGCGAGAGGCCCUAAUGAUACUGAAUGGCAAAGAAAAACUGACUACAAUCGAAAGUCUGUGUCAUUUGUACCAGACAGUUGAGACCACUAACCGGAAAGUACUGAGCAUGAUACAGGCAGAUCCUCAAAACAACUCGGAGAGGGCGGCAGCUGAGUUCCUGAAACGCUUUGUGAGAGGAAUGGAUAAAGCUCAACUGAAGUCUUUCUUGAGAUAUGUAACAGGCGCCGAUGUCAUCUGUUUACCAUGUAUUUCAGUCCAGUUUUCAACCUUAGAUGGAUUCGCUAGACGAUCCAUCGCACACUGA
Pocillopora meandrina is the source of this 339-nucleotide messenger RNA. NCBI's taxonomy places the organism in Eukaryota, Metazoa, Cnidaria, Anthozoa, Scleractinia, Pocilloporidae. The record is from the annotation of a GenBank genome assembly.